Messenger RNA from Siniperca chuatsi (mandarin fish), 8167 nucleotides. It is a transcript of the gene dlg2, whose product is annotated as discs, large homolog 2 (Drosophila). Gene Ontology annotation, biological process: chemical synaptic transmission. Lineage: Eukaryota; Metazoa; Chordata; Actinopteri; Centrarchiformes; Sinipercidae. Gene Ontology annotation, molecular function: kinase binding. Bases 970 to 4140 code for a protein of 1056 amino acids. The record is from RefSeq and is a predicted model, not a curated record. Gene Ontology annotation, cellular component: postsynaptic density membrane; neuron projection; neuromuscular junction. The transcript has 31 exons.
UUAUUCCUGGCGGUCAAAACUGUUGGUGAUGCUGUCAGUUCAUAUGGCAAACGCUACUGUACAGUAGGCUAUCUGGUUAAAGAAUAAAGAGAUGUGGCAGUUCGAGGACAGUGCUUUUUUUUAUCAGGAGAAAUUUCCGGCGAAUGCACAGUCACCGUUUUACGGAAUAUGAAAAUACAUGGAGUCAUGUGAGAUCCAUACGUUUUCUCCCACAGUUGGCAGGCAGGUAUUUUCCUACAGCCAGGCGUCGCACUGGGAAAGCAUCAUUUCAUUUACCGCCGCUGGUUGGUGAUUUAGCAUGAAUGCUAGCUAACGUACUAAUGUACAACACGCAUGUUUAUAUCAAUAGAAGCAACGUUAACGGGCAGGGUUAGAGGCUUUUUUUAAUGUCACGAAUUGCUGUUACCCGCCUCAUGGGGAGUAACGUUACACACACGUCCCUCCAUAAGUCAAAACACCCAGGCAUAAACUCUGAAGUGACUGUUACGUGCUAGCUGACAUUUCCUAAAUCGUUGUGAAAAGAAAAAGCAGGGACAACGCACAUUUCAGUUUUUUCUUUGAAGUGUGGUGCACCCUUUAUCCUGCGUUUUGGCUAGUAGGCAGACGGUAGACGGAGCAGAGAGUGUUAACCCAGGCUGCCCUCAGUCCUGACAGCUCCUCACCGUGAGACACUAUACCAGCUUUUCUACACACCCUUCCUCGGACUGUGAGGACUUCACGGCUUGGUGUCCACCCGUCUGUCUCCAGUAGUGCAUUGUAACCCGUCUGUCUGUGAGAGGCUGUUUGGACCAGCACUGAAUCAGACAUGACAAGGCACGUCUGUGGUCUGCCAGCUCUUCAGCUAAAGGAUGUUUUUUUUAAGUGGACCCAGACAGAAGUAAUACACAACCUCAGGAAAGAACUUUUUGACCAUGCACAGAAGACUGAACUGGAAGCCUUAGCGAGAGUCAAGUUUACACAGAGUCAGCCAUGCCUAUCAGAAAAAAAGACACAGCUCGAGCCCUGGGGCUUUUGGAGGAGUACUGCACUAAACUGAGGAAGCCGGAGGAGCAGCAGCUCAAAACUGCCAUUCAGAGAGUAAUGGGGAUUUUCAAAAGCAACCUGUUUAAAGCUCUUCUUGAUAUCCAGGAGUUCUAUGAAGUGACGCUACUAAACACACAGAAGAGCUGCGAGCAAAAGCUGGAGGAGGUCAACCACAUGGCAGACAAGUGGGAGAGUGUUUCAAUACAAAAAUCUGAGCUUGCACACUCUGCCUGUCCAGUGGAGGAGCAGAGGGAGCAGAGCAGCUCAGAACCCAGUGGAAUGGACCAAGGGGAGAGCAGUGCCAAAACCUCUGAGAACAGGCCACCGGCAGUACAGGGGUCACCCCACAACGGCCAGCCCCCACCCUGCAUGAACCCUGCCUUGAUGAACGCUCCCUGGCAGUACCACUACCAAGAAGACGACUCACCGCCUCUAGACCAGGGAUUCCCACGGCUCACCAACGAGGUGCGCGCCCCUGAGCUUGUGCACGUGUCCGAGAAGAACCUGUCUGAGAUCGAGAAUGUGCACGGCUACGUGUCCCAUUCCCACAUCUCUCCUCUCAAGCCUGCACUGGUUACCCGUUUUGAUCUUGCAUACCCAGGUGUGACCACAACAAACUACAUGGCCAGCCCUGCCCCGAUAAUCGUCAACACAGACACUUUGGAGUCAGUUCCUUAUGUCAAUGGCACAGAAAUUGAAUAUGAGUUUGAGGAAAUCACUCUAGAGCGGGGUAACUCAGGGUUGGGCUUUAGCAUUGCCGGAGGGACAGAUAAUCCACACAUCGGUGACGACCCCGGCAUCUUCAUCACCAAGAUCAUCCCUGGAGGAGCUGCAGCAGAGGAUGGACGCCUGAGAGUAAACGACUGCAUCCUGCGGGUGAAUGAUGCAGAUGUGUCGGAAGUUUCUCACAGUAAGGCAGUAGAAGCCCUGAAGGUUGCAGGUUCUAUUGUCCGGCUGUAUGUGCGGCGCCGCAGGCCAAUGCUGGAGACCAUCAUUGAGAUCAAACUCAUCAAAGGACCAAAAGGGCUUGGCUUCAGUAUUGCAGGUGGAGUUGGAAACCAGCACAUCCCUGGUGACAACAGCAUAUACGUCACCAAGAUAAUUGAUGGCGGGGCAGCGCAAAAGGAUGGCCGGCUACAAGUUGGAGACAGGUUGUUAAUGGUAAACAACUACAGUCUGGAGGAAGUGUCUCAUGAAGAGGCUGUGGCCAUUUUGAAGAAUACGUCAGACGUGGUCUACCUAAAGGUGGGAAAGCCCACCAGUGUCUACCUAUCAGAUCCCUAUGGGCCUCCUGAUAUCACACACUCUUUCUCUCCAGCCAUGGAUAAUCAUAUCUCUUCCCCCGUCGACAGUGGCACUCUGGAGUACAAGUCUGGUGUCCUCCCCAUCUCCCCCAGAAGUUAUUCCCCCCUCCCCAAGCACUUACUGGGGGAAGAGGAUAUAAACAGGUUGGAUGGUUUUUCCUUCUUACGAAAUCCCUCGCUAGAUGACGGGGAGGGUCACAGGUUUGAUUCACAGCACUUCCAGUUGAGGCCUCCUGAGCCAGUUUACAGCACUGUGAACAAACUAUGUGAUAAAGCACCCUCCCCCCGACACUAUUCCCCAGUGGAGUGCGACAAAAGCCUCCUCCACUCCGCCCCCCUCCCAAGCUAUCACUUAAGCCUGUUCCCUGACACGGACAUCACCAGGGAACCCAGGAAGGUCGUGCUCCACAAAGGCUCCACAGGCCUGGGCUUCAACAUCGUGGGUGGUGAAGAUGGCGAGGGCAUCUUUGUCUCCUUCAUCCUGGCAGGAGGGCCUGCUGACCUGAGUGGAGAGCUGAGGAGAGGCGACCAGAUCUUAUCGGUAAAUGGCAUUGACCUACGAGGAGCCACACAUGAACAAGCAGCAGCAGCGCUGAAAGGAGCGGGACAGGUGGUUACCAUCAUUGCCCAGUACAGACCAGAAGAACUUGCUCUAUGCUCAACGCGACGGGCCCAUUCUCCUGCACCAGAGUACGGGCGUUUUGAGGCCAAAAUUCAUGACCUGCGGGAACAGAUGAUGAACCACAGCAUGAGCUCUGGGUCAGGAUCCCUGCGAACCAAUCAAAAGAGAUCGCUCUAUGUGAGGGCACUGUUUGACUAUGAGAAGUCAAAGGACAGCGGCCUCCCCAGCCAAGGACUCAGCUUCAGGUACGGGGACAUUCUCCAUGUCAUCAACGCCUCGGAUGAUGAGUGGUGGCAGGCCCGCCGUGUCACCCCACAUGGUGACAGUGAGGAAAUGGGUGUCAUCCCCAGCAAAAGACGGGUGGAAAGGAAAGAGCGGGCACGUCUAAAGACUGUGAAAUUCAAUGCCAAGCCAGGGUCAUUUGAUUCAAAAGGGUCAUUCAAUGACAAACGUAAAAAGAAUUUCAUCUUUACACGAAAGUUCCCAUUCUACAAGAACAAAGAGGGUGAGCAGGAUGGCAGUGAUUCAGACCGAAGUCAAGAGGACAUAAUUCUCUCAUAUGAACCUGUGAUGCGGCAAGAAAUUAAUUAUGCCAGACCCGUCAUAAUCCUUGGACCGAUGAAGGACAGAAUCAAUGAUGAUCUGAUAUCAGAGUUUCCAGACAAGUUUGGGUCUUGUGUGCCACCUGCUAACAGUUCAGGGCGCCAAGAUACCACUCGGCCGAAGAGGGACUACGAGGUGGACGGGCGAGACUACCACUUUGUGAUGUCCAGAGAGCAGAUGGAGAAGGACAUCCAAGAGCACAAGUUCAUUGAGGCGGGACAGUACAAUGAUAAUCUGUAUGGAACGAGUGUCCAGUCUGUGAAAUAUGUGGCUGAAAGGGGUAAACACUGCAUUCUGGAUGUGUCUGGAAAUGCCAUCAAACGACUACAAGUAGCACAACUCUAUCCCAUCGCCAUCUUCAUAAAACCUAAGUCUAUUGAUUCAUUAAUGGACAUGAAUAAGAGACUGACAGAGGAACAAGCCAGGAAGACGUUUGACAGGGCUAUGAAGCUGGAGCAGGAGUUUGGUGAAUUCUUCACAGCCCUGGUUCAAGGAGACACCUUAGAAGACAUUUAUAACCACUGCAAACAGGUCAUAGAGGAACAUUCAGGACCCUAUAUCUGGAUCCCCUCAAAGGAGAAACUAUAAUAACUCACCAUCCUGGAAGGGAGUCUGGACUGCUAGAAACUAGUAAUGAGUUGUAACUUAUGUUAACUGUAUGGCGAUGACAUUUUUUCAUAAAUAAUUAUUGUGAAUAUGUUUGUUUUGGUUUGUUUUGUUUGUUUUUUAUUCUUUUGUUUGGUUAUUGCUUAAUUUUUCACUCAACAUGAAUGUUCCUGAAUGUAUACUACAGAGUGUUAGGAAAUUCUAGGUCUUGAAACAUGAACCUUUUGUAUUGUGUAUUCGUUGAUUUUUAUUUGAACAAAAAGGAAAAGAAAUGUAAUGAAAACUAAAUAAAUAUGGGGUAUGUGUGCACACCAGGAAACUGGAGGUGGCAUAUACAGUGCAGAUUUCUUUGCUUUGCUAACAUAGGAAUGAAAGUAGGUAUUCCUCACCCUGCCUUCACACGGCAACAACUAGCAAAUUAUAGAAGUUUAAAUGACCAGUGUGUAGGAUUUAGUGGCAUCCAGGUUGCAGAUUGCAAAGAACUGAAUACCGCUCCCUUUCCAAGCCUGUAGGAGAACCUACGGUGGCCUUUGGUUACGUAGAAAUGCGAAAGGCCCUACCUAGAGCCAGUGUUUGGUUUGUCUGUUCUGGGCUACUGUAGAAACAUGUGCAACAUGGCAGAAAGAGAACUGGAUACAGUGUUGGAGGCGGGACUCUGUUCAUUCCUAUGAAAGCUGCUCCGUGGUGCAGGAAGCCAAAAACGUUCAACUUCCAUAUAUAAAAUUAUCCGGAUCUUCAGCAUAGCUUCCGCAUUGUGCGGCACCACAGGAGCAAGAGCACUAGUAAUCCUUUAACCCUGCCUCCCUGGAUCAAAUUCUGAUUCUGAAACAAAUCAUUUCACUGGCCUUGUGACACUCAAAGAAAUGUAUCCACCAUUUUACAUUAUACUUCUUUCAAAAUGUAAGUAUAUGGGGACAGUGUGCAUCACAUGACGGACGUGGAAAUUGUAAUUCAGUUUGGCCACAAAUUGGCUUCAGAGUCCGGCGCACUUCCUGGGGACUUGGGAAGAGGACCAGCUCCCCCUAAAUCCUACACACUGGACCUUUAAUGUUUAGUCUGAUUUUGCAUCUGUGCAUCUCCUGAACACAGCUUUGCUUUGUGCUUGUUUACAUCGUCAUUUCUUCCUUGAAUUACUGUAUUUAUUUCUCUGACAUGACAUUGAGGAUGUGUGAGGAAAAUGUAUUAUUCAAUGUCAGAUUUUCAUGUUUUGUUUAUUCAAAAGCAGACAUUACUCAUCCAGCUGUUGCAUUGACAAUGAUAAGUGAAAGGAGAAAGCUGCUCUCAGCAACAGAGAUGUAACACUAUAUUGUGCUACUUAAAUUGCUAGAGGGAACAAAAGCACAGAAUUAUUUAUUAUUGAAAAUCUAACUUUGAUUUAAAGGUCAUUUACAGAGCAUAUUUUAUUUGAGUGAUGAAGUAUGGUGUGACUGUGUUAGGAUGGAUGGGAAUAUUAUAAUGAAAGACACAUUUGAUGUUCACAGUAUUUUGUAGACUUGGAGUGGAGAUGGUGGUCAAAGUAGUGAUUAAAUUUAAUACUGAAACACAUUUCUGUCUUUUGACAGUAAUAGCAGGGCAGUGAAGAAUAGGAAUAAAAACAUAAAAAUUCCAAUACUUUUUGAAAGUAUAAAAAUAUCUGGCAGAAAAGGCAAAAACUAAGAAGGCUGAACAUGAAAGUAAAGUGAACGCAUAAAUUGCACAAAAUGCAGUGAAGUAUCAGAUAUUAAUAUUCUGUAUUAUGGAGUUAUUAAGGAUUUGAAAGACUAAAAAGGUGAGUUUUUCAACUUUACUCUGAAGAGAAUACUGAUUCAGAGGGCUUGUUCUCCUCAGGCAGGCUAUUCCAAAGUCUUAAUGAGAAACGUUCUCCAGUUCAUAUAUAAUUUCUAUACAAUAUCUUGGCGUUUUCCCAGACAGUGUUUCCCUGGUGACCUGCUAUGAAGGAAUAGUAACACGAAGCGGGAAUUUUGUACUGUAACUUUAAAAGAUACCCAAAUGAUUUGUCUAACUCAGACUGAUGAAGCCUAAUAUUAGUACACUUUUGAAUACAUUUUUGCCACAUUUUAUCACUUGUAUUGGAAGCUCAUUAAGAAGGAAUCUCUUAAUGGCCAGUAUGAAAAGGAGGAAUGUUUACAGCAAGCAAAACCUGUUUCAAUGUUCAUAUGGGCACCUGACUAUUGUUUUAAGACAGACUUGAAAAAUUGUGAACCUGUUAUUUCAUUGUUAGGUAUGAAAACAUUUAAACAUACUGAUUAUGGAUACAAAGUACAGUAUUAGUCAUUGGUGACCUCAGCCUGAAACACUAAUAUUGACCCUGAGGUGGCCUAUCAGUGAACCUUAGUGAUUACAUCUGUUGCCUCUGGUUCAAACAGAAAGCUGUAUUAAUAGCUACAAUCAUGGCUGACCUCUAAAUUGUGAGACAAUUACAAUCCACUGAACUACCCUUUUAACUUGCUCCCAAGCCAGAUCCGGUUUAAAAACCUUUAAAACCACCUUUAAAUGUUCAGCAGAACAUCUGACAGGACACCAAGGACUAUCCUGAAUCAGCUACAGAGAGCCAGGAGGCCUGAACUAAGCUUUCUCAGAUUUAUUCCUGUUUGUUUAGAAGUGGAUGAGUCCCGAUGUCCUGAGCAGACGCUUAACUGACCCAGCACGAUACAAUAUAUCCACUAUAUAGUUUACUCACCAGUGGCUUGCCUUGUUUGAAAGGGCAUACAAUAUAGUACCUCGCUUUGUUAAAAAUAAAAAAGUAAAAACCCGUUAUGUACUUAAAGCACUUAGAAUGACUAAUGCAUCUGCCAGUGUGAUAACCUUCCUGUUCUGUUUAACUGCAACGAUUUGUGAGUGAUACUGUAUAUGUUCUAGUAUUCCUGCUAUUUGAUUUAGACAGCAUGUUUCAACCAACCUGUUAUCAAGUAAAUAUAGUAGUUACAUUAAAUGCAGGUAUAUUUCUAAUCAAUGGAACAUUUCAAAAGUGCACUUACUCAUUGUUUUUGGUAACGAAAAGAGGCACUGUAUGAUAACAGUAAUGAAUACAAUUUUUAAAGCAAAUAUAAAUCAGAUCCACUGAUUAUUGUGUAAGAUGGCACAGUGAAACCUGAGAAGACUGAACCCUGACUUGUUUGUAUGGACCACAUACUGUACCUGUAUAGACUGAUAAGCACUUCAAACACACACCAUUACUGAAACGAGUGUGUACUUUGAAGAUGAAAAUUGUGUUUCUGUGUAGAUCAUAUUUUUCUUGUCCCGUGUCCUAAAUUGGCUGAUGGAAAAACAAAUAUUUUCAGCACUGAUAUGUGUAGAGCAACACUAGUGUUUCCUUUUAUUUUUGCAAUAUGUUUCAAGACAUAUAGAUCUGCCAUCAUUCUUUUGCAAAUUUUCCAUAACGUAUUGGUCACCACUUGCCUUAACAGAGUAGGUUUACUGUAUAUCAGAAAUGAAAGCUUAUAAAUGUACUAGAACAUUUUUAUUUAACCCUCCUUCACAUCUAAACUUCAGUGAAAGCAGGCUGAAUCAAAUCUAAGGUAUAUGUCAUGCAGAGGGUGUUGUUCUUGGGCUGAAGAGAUAUUUUAUAUUUUGGAAUUUUAUCUUAAAAAUUAGCGUUUCUCUAGCAACAAGAAAAACAUUUUAAAAUGGUCAAUGAUGAGACACCUCAAUAAUUGACCCUUGUUUUUCGAAAGUGUUGUUGGUCCUUAACAUGAUGACAUGUAAAAGAGAAUAUAUCUUCAUAUACUGGCUUGAUACUAAUGCUAAAUCUAAUACAGUACUUCCAAAGUUAUUGUGAACAUUGUAACACAUGAUAUUUUACAGGCCAGUGGGGAUUUUUGUGUGAAAAUGAAAAGGAUGUCGGACCUAUGCAUGUUGCAACAGUCUUCUGUUUCCUGUGGAUGUGCAAUAUUCAACACAACUGCUGGUACUGGUACUUGCUGUGUUUUAAGACAUGAUCAAACUGCAGAUUUGAAUCAUUCAACCAGACUUGUGUCUAUUUUAAACUUAAAUAAAAGCACUUGUAAGA